Messenger RNA from Puntigrus tetrazona (Sumatra barb), 2518 nucleotides. Its product is annotated as protocadherin alpha-6-like. The record is from RefSeq and is a predicted model, not a curated record. Gene Ontology annotation, cellular component: plasma membrane. The transcript has a single exon. Gene Ontology annotation, molecular function: calcium ion binding. The coding region runs from base 143 to 2518 and encodes 791 amino acids. Lineage: Eukaryota; Metazoa; Chordata; Actinopteri; Cypriniformes; Cyprinidae. Gene Ontology annotation, biological process: homophilic cell-cell adhesion.
UUGGGUGCAUGGACGUGCUGACGGUGCUUGAUAGGACUAAUUCCGUGUUUUAUUUUCUCAUUAUGUACUUGCCAUAAGCAUCCUUCACUAAUCGAGGAUAUAUACAUUUGGUGCUAGAGAAACAGUUUGCUGAUCGCUCGUGAUGGAAGUCGGAGGACAAAGGCUCAGACGGGAAUACUGCUGGAUUUCUUUGUGUAUUUCUGUUCUUCUCUGCAUCGGACAGCAAGCCUCGGCUCAGAUAAGAUACUCUAUUCCAGAAGAAGCGAAAGAAGGAACCGCUGUGGGAAAUGUUGCUAAGGAUUUGGGUCUUGAAGUAAGUAGUUUGGUGGACAGGCAGUUUCGAAUCGUUUCGGGAUCUAAGGAGGAGCUUUUUCAGAUAAAUCAGGAAAAUGGCGUUUUGUUCGUUCAUAAGAAAAUCGACAGAGAGUCUUUGUGUUCCGGCAGCGGGGUUUGCAUGAUAAACGUAAAAACCGUUAUUGAAAAUCCUCUCGAGAUCCAUUACGUAGAAGUGGAAAUAUUAGAUAUAAAUGAUAAUGCUCCUAGUUUUCCCGAAAAAGAGCAGCGCUUGCGAAUUUAUGAAAAUAUACUCCCUGGCGUUAAUUAUCAGUUACAGGCUGCCAGAGAUCCAGAUACUGGAACGAAUUCAAUCCGGUCCUAUAAGUUAAGUCCUAAUGAUCAUUUUGAAAUUCGAGUCAGAGAAAGUGAUGAGGAUAAAAUGCCAUUUUUAGUCCUUAAGAAGGCUGUUGAUAGGGAGAUCACAACUACAUACAAGCUGCUUUUAACAGCUAUUGACGGCGGGAGUCCUCCGAGAUCUGGUACUCUUAAUAUUACUAUAACUAUUUUAGAUAUAAAUGAUAAUCACCCUGUGUUUAGUCGAGAGUCAUACUCCGUAACAUUGCAGGAGAACUGUAUUACUGGCACUGUGGUUAUCAGAGUGAAUGCGACUGAUAUGGAUGAAGGCUCUAAUAGUGAUAUUGAAUACAGUUUUGCAACGUUAAAUAGCAAAGUGCACGAGGUUUUUGAACUCGAUGAAACCACAGGUGAAAUAAUUGUUAAGGGUAAAGUUGAUUUUGAAGAUGCAGAAGUUUACAAACUCGAUAUUCAGGCAUCAGAUAAAGGGCAUCCACCAAUGUCUGCAAACUGUAGAGUUGUCGUUAAGAUUAUUGAUGUGAAUGACAACAGACCUGAAAUUGAGAUCACAUCCCUUUCUAAGAACAUCCCUGAAGAUUCUAAACCUGGAACAGUAAUCUCUCUCAUCAGUGUCACUGAUAAAGACGCAGGGAUCAACGGUAAAGUCAUCUGUCACUUAAACAAAAACAUUCCCUUCGAGUUAAAGCCUUCUUUCAAAGACAAUAUGUACUCUUUAGUAACAAAAGAUCGGCUAGAUAGAGAAACGAACUCACAAUAUGAAAUUACAAUAACUGCUUCUGAUUUAGGGCAGCCGUCUUUGACCGCGUCGACCACUUUAAGCGUUCAGAUCUCUGAUGUAAAUGAUAACGCUCCGCAAUUUUUAAUAAAUCCCGUAGAUCUCUACUUAAUAGAAAACAAUGCAGCCGGUUCUUCCAUCAUUUCAGUAAGCGCUUCUGAUAGAGACUCGGCUGAAAAUGCUGCGAUAUCCUAUCACAUAAUUAGAGGUGAUGGCACACAGAAUGAUUUGUCAUCUUUCUUAAACAUAAACCCCGAGACAGGUGUCGUUUAUUCACUGAAAAGUUUUGACUUUGAAACCGCUAAAACGUUUCAGUUCCACGUCCUCGCCACAGACUCUGGAGCUCCGUCUCUGAGCAGUAACGUGACAGUGAACGUGUUCAUUCUGGAUCAGAACGACAACGUUCCAGUGAUCUUCUAUCCAGUCAGCGCUAACGGUUCUGCUGAGGGUGUGGAAGAGAUUCCUCGUAAUGUGAACGCAGGUCAUUUGGUGACUAAAGUCAGAGCCUAUGACGCAGAUAUAGGAUACAACGGCUGGUUAUUAUUUUCACUGCAGGAAGUUAGUGAGCACAGUCUCUUUGGUUUGGACCGCUAUACAGGACAGAUAAGGACCCUUCGCUCGUUCACAGAAACAGACGAGGCCCAGCAUAAACUGAUCAUACUGGUCAAAGACAAUGGGAACGUUUCUCUCUCAGCAACAGCGACUGUGAUUGUCAAAGUUGUGGAGCCCAAAGAGGCUUUUGCAGCUUCUGACGUGAAAAACGCAGUAAAAGACGAGGAGGAAAACAACGUGACAUUUUAUUUGAUCCUCACUUUGGGCUCGGUUUCGGUGCUUUUUGUCAUCAGCAUCAUCGUGUUGAUUGUAAUGCAGUGCUCUAAAUCCACAGACUAUUCGUCCAAGUAUUUACAGGAUACAAAUUACGACGGGACUCUGUGUCACAGCAUCCAGUACAGAUCUGGAGACAAACGGUACAUGUUAGUUGGACCCAGAAUGAGUAUCGGCUCUACUAUAGCACCAGGCAGUAAUAGAAACACUCUGGUGAUACCAGAUCGAAGGAGGAGAGAGUCUGGGGAGGUAAGAAUAAUGGAAUAA